Messenger RNA from Patella vulgata (common limpet), 4490 nucleotides. RefSeq lists its product as uncharacterized. The transcript has 4 exons. The record is from RefSeq and is a predicted model, not a curated record. Gene Ontology annotation, biological process: regulation of apoptotic process. NCBI's taxonomy places the organism in Eukaryota, Metazoa, Mollusca, Gastropoda, Patellidae. The coding region runs from base 448 to 1704 and encodes 418 amino acids.
UCCAGAGCUAACUUUUGACGUUGAGGCGAUAUGUGGCGGGGAGUUAAGUCAUUUUGAUGAUAAUAUACCUAUAUAUAUAUAUGGACCGAAUACGAUCUAAGUAUUAAAUAUGAAUUUUUGUCUGGGUAAUCGUAUAUUUUCUGCCACGACGUUGAUAACACGCGAACUUUAUUUCCCGGAAAUAAAUGACGAUCAAAUCGGGAUGUACAGUGUAUUAUGUUUUACGCAGUUCACUUUCAUAUAUCAAUAUUUUGAUCAAUGCCAUGUGCAUGGUAUAUAAGAGAGAGAGACAGAGACAGAGAGAGAGUCUGUUUGCUGCAUUUGUCCUACUGUUCUGCUCCGACUUCGAUAUAGAAGACGGGACAUAUGUCUCCUGGUUUAGCCUUGCUGUUACGAACCGUGUGUAGGCUUACUGGGAUAAUCUGAAGCCAGGAAGGAUCUCCAAAAAUGGAGAAGAAUCCUAAACAAAUCUGCCGUGAGAAAAUGCCAGACAAAGACUGGGUGAAAAUCAGACGCAAUUACCAUGAGCUUCUGGAUCAGAUUGACCCGGACCUUCUGAUUGAUAGGCUGUAUAGUGAGUUCAUAUUAGAUGAUGACGACUGUGAAGAAAUAUGCACCCUCCGGUCAAAAAGCCGACGCGAGGCUGCUAGAAAAUUACUUAAUACACUGAGGCGACGUGGACCAACAGCUUAUGGUGGCUUUUUAACAGCGUUGACUGCAAAUGGUUAUCCAACAGUGUUCCAAAAACUACAGAAUUGUAACGAAGAUUUUAUACUUCACCCAGGCACUCCAUUUGCCAUCAAAAUUGAUGUCAACAUGUAUGUUAUGGACAGUGAGUUGCGAUCUAUACCGCUAGAACCAAACCCGGAACUGGCACAUAAAAUUCAAGUUUGUGUCCAAGAAGCUAUACCAGAUUUGAUACCAGCCAUUGCUUGCGCUCAGGCAAACCUAAAUGAAACUCGUCCGAAACUCGCACUACCAGAGAUAUUGGCGAAUGUAACUGAAGAUAACCCAACAAAUGUUACUAAGCAUUCAUUAUCUGUUCAAUCAGUUAUCGAGCUGAUAGAUCUUUUAGAAGCGUUCGCUGGCAACAGAGAAACGAUUAUUGUUACAGAACUGGUUGAGAAACGAAGCUCAUUGGACAAAUAUAAAGUCAUUAGCUCAAUCUCUGGUAUUGUUGGUAUGGUGAAUGUAAUUGGAACACUGGCAUUCAUGUCCACUUCAGCUUUGAUUGUAAUAACUCCCAUUUCAGGGUUGGUGGUUCUUAUGGCUGGCACAAUUCAAGGGUUCUCAGUGAUCAGAUCUACGGUUGAAGACAUUCACAGAACACAGGCCACGAAAGUGGAAUUAAGUAAACUGCUGAAGACUGGGGAUGAAUUGCACAAACAAAUUAUAGAUAAACUGGCAAUUUCUAAUCUGGCUAUCCAGUCGUCUACAAUACCGACGACAUUAAAGGAAACAUGCAAAGUUAUAAUCUCUAAUAUUGAUUCUGUACUAGUCGAUACGGCUAUCACAGAGAGCUCUUUAAUACAAUUAAGUUUAAUACAAUUAAGUUAUAAAAGAGAAGACCGAGCAAUGGAUCAACUCCUGAAUUUGACUAAUAGCAUGAACCGAGAUCUGGCACAACUUACCCAAAUGGUAAAAGAUCUGAAGUCAGUAAGCGAGGAGUUAAAGUUGCAAACUUCUAAUUAUGUGUCUCAAUAAAAGACACCAUACGUGUACCUUUAAAUAUAACGAUGCGUUAUUUGCAUUUUACUCGAAACGAUCAAUUUCUAAUCAUAUAGAACGAUCGCAACAUUUAGCUUAACUUCUAAUCAUGUCUCAAUAAAGGAUAUCACAACAUGUACACUGUAAAAAAUAUCCAUUUCUUUAUGUGGCCGAAUUCCGUAAUUUAACACCUUUUUUCUGUUAAUCGAUGGACUUUUUGGAGAAAUUGUGUUAAUAGUGUAAAUUAUUUCUUCAAAUUACGUGUUUUAUGAAUUUCUGUGGAAUAUCCAGUAUUAAACAGGAAAUUUCCGUGAAAUUUAGGGAUAAAAUGUUUCAUUCCCUUCUAUAAUGGACUUAAUUCUGUAAUUUUACGGAAUAAACGGUGGAUUGACAAGGAAGUUCCUUGAAAUUUAGGGAUAAAAUGUUUUAUUCCGUUCUGUAAAGGACUCAAUUCUGUUAUUUUACGGGAUAAACGGUGCAACGAUAAGUAAUCGUAUACAUAUAUAAUCAUUCCUAAUAAUCAUCAUGUUAUAGUAUUCAUUUCAAUUUAUUAACCAUAAUAUGAAGAAUCAUAUUUUGUAAAGUUUGUUAUAUUAAUUGUCAUCUAAUUUCGAUUAUUUAUAAGAUCUAUAAAGUGUAUUGUGAUUCAUCAUACGGAAAUCAGAUUGUAAGUAUUUUCAUGAAUGUAUAAAAAUAUUUUUUAAUGCUGCAUGUGUUAAGGUUGUAAUAUCUUGUAAUCAAGCACGCUUAAAUCCGGAUAACCGGUUGACCAGUGUAAGUCGGCUUGUCUCUAUGGCAGAGUCUACAUACCUGUCAAUUGAUAAUACCGCAAACUUACAUCUGAAAGCCUCCAACCACUGACGAGUAGCGGUUUGUGAUACCUUGCUCUCGAUUCUUAUAUUAGCGAAAAGAGGUUACGUUUAAAGAUUAUCUGCGGUAUCACUUCGGUGGAAGCGGACGUUAAAUAAAGCUAUUUCACGCACGCGUAUAAAGUCAAUGGUUAAUUCAAUGAAAUUUUUAUCACCUUCAUCGUCAGGAAACAAAAUUUACCAGGAUUUUUUUUUCUGUAUUUGAAAAUGGAAUUUAUGUUAAUUGAGGGAAUUUCUGUAAAUUACAGGAAAAACAAAUACGGAUAAAAUUUUCCUGGUAAUUUUUGUUUCCGGAAAUUUUUACGUUUUUUCACGGAAAUUUUUGUUACAGUGUAGCUUGACUUCUAAUUAAGUGUCUGUUCACAUACAGACCUCUGCUCGAAACCAUGACACACAGAACACCCGAUCCCCCAACACGGGCUUUUAAACAUUCACAAGAAGCAUCGUAUUGAAACGUACCUAUUUGCAGAUCUUCGGCAGUUGGUUAAAAAAGUUAAUAACGAUAUAACAAGCUAUUUGACAUUAACAUGAUGUCGUGUAUUGUCCCUCCCUUCGAUAUUUACUGUCAGAAUUAUCGUUCUUGAUCAAUAUAAAAGAUCCUGUGGUUAUCCAGAGACACAAGUCUACAUCCGAUUGAUAUACAAUUUAUAGACAGUGUUUAUUUGGAAUUUACAAAAUAUGUUUGUGUUAAUGAACCGAAUGACUAAGAAAUUUCCUCAGGAUUUUCCGAUGGCACUGAAAAAAAAAGUGGUCUCUUGUACACAUUGACGUGAACGUAGAAAGAACCCUUGGCAGUUGGAAUUCAAAAUAAGAGUAGGCCGCAGUGCCGCUGUCCGGGAAAAAUUUCCUCCAAAGCACAAUGCAUGGCGUUUGUUCGUCUUUAUUAUCCCAGUCAGUGCAUUAAAGUAGGAUGUUAAACUCAAUUUCUUUUCGGAUUGCGGGUACAUGUUAAGUAUAAUAAAUUUUAUUUCUGGUAAUUACUUCACAGGUUGUUACCCUUGAUCAGUUUAUUUUUCUCGUUACUAAAAAUAAUUAAUGUACAACAACAUUAUUGUGAAAUAAACGGACGUCUUGGCUGCAGUGGUCGUAUGUUCGUUGCCUAAGAUAUAUAUAUAUAUGUAGUUCUGGUGAAAAUACUCUUCAACUGGCGUUUUCCAUGGAUAAAGCUUGCACAUUCAUCGCAAUUUUAAAGUAUUACUUUUGAUUUGUACUUGGGACUAAUAAAAAAUAAUAUUAAUUGUAGAUUUCUUUAUAUUAUUUAAUAUCUAGUGUGACUAAUAAACAAUUCGAUAUUCAUUGUAGUUCGGUAGAUUUCUUCAUAAUAUUUAAUAUUUAGUUGGACAUAAACAAUAUUUUUGUGCAUUGUAGUUCGGUAGAUUUCGUUUAUAUUAUUUGAUGUUUACUAGGACUCAUAAACAAUAUUAUAUUCAUUAUUGUUCGGUAGAUUUCGUUUAUAUUAUUUGGUACAUUGGCGUGCACGUACAAGAUCACUUGUCAGUUGGAAUUUGAUAUAAGAGUAGGCCAUAGUGCCGCUGCCCGGGCAAAAGUUCCCUCAUAGCACACUGUAUGGCGUAUGUCCGUUUUCAUUAGCCCGGUAUAGGAGCAGAACAGUAGAACGUUAAACCCCAUUUCAUUUAUAUAUUAUUUGGUAUUUACUAUGACUAAUAAACAGUUUACUCAUCAUAGUUCGGUAGAUGUAUUUCAUGUUAUUUGAUGUUUACAUGGACUAAUAAACAUUUAUUUUUGCUGUAGAUUGGUAGAUUUCUUUUCAUCACAAACUUAUGUUUUUAAUAGACUUGUUAACUUUUAUCAGAUAUUUAUUUUAAAGGCAAGGGGAAAUAACUCUUUAAGUCAUCUUGAUCAAAUGAAUCAUUUAUCUUGUGGUUUAGCAAAGCAUUAAAAAAAUUGAGCUUG